AAGAAGGAACAAAGAACAGUGUUUAUAUGAUUAAAGGGCUCUAAAUCUCUAAUGCAGCUAAAUUUUCUCAAUUUUCACAUUCAUAUAGAAACUUUUUCAGUUUCUGUGAUUCAAAAGCUGUUUUUGAUGGCUGCAUGAUCCCAUAUGUAUGUCUCUGCCAUUGUCAGAGUGGAAUGGCUUUGCUUGAUUCAUUGUUGGGGAAUGAAGCCAAACGAUUUGUGAAAAGGAAAGACAGUGAUGCAGGAGAAGCAGGUAAAGCACUUGAAGAACUCAGGGGUUCUCUCUACAAUGAUCUUCGGACUUCAGAAGGCGCCAAGCGCCAACAGCAACGAUUUUGUGGCCCGGUGGUGGCAAUGACCUUCAAUUUCAUAGUGUCUGUGGGGAUCAUUCUGGCAAAUAAGCUUGUAAUGGGGAGAGUUGGAUUUAAGUUUCCAAUCUUUCUCACAUUGAUUCAUUACGUGACAGCAUGGCUGCUUCUAGCCAUUUUUAAGACACUCGCAAUUCUUCCAGUUUCUCCUCCAGCUAGAACUACUCCUUUCACUUCUCUCUUCUCUUUAGGUGCUGUCAUGGCUUUUGCCUCUGGUCUUGCCAAUACAAGCCUAAAACAUAACAGUGUUGGUUUCUACCAGAUGGCUAAAAUUGCUGUCACUCCUACUAUUGUUCUUGCCGAGUUCAUUCUCUUUAGAAAAACCAUUUCUUGUAACAAGGUUUUAGCUCUAGCUGUGGUGUCAGCAGGUGUGGCAGUAGCAACAGUAACAGAUCUAGAGUUCAAUUUGUUUGGCGCUUUGAUUGCAAUCGCGUGGAUAGUCCCAAGUGCUGUAAACAAAAUCCUGUGGUCUAAUCUGCAACAACAAGGGAAUUGGACCGCCCUCGCGCUGAUGUGGAGGACUACCCCAGUUACUAUAUUCUUCUUAUUAGCUCUUAUGCCAUGGUUGGAUCCACCAGGAGUUCUACUGUUCCAGUGGGAUGUCAAUAACUCCAGUGCUAUUCUCAUAUCAGCAGUUCUUGGUUUUCUCCUCCAAUGGUCCGGAGCGUUGGCACUCGGGGCAACCUCAGCAACUAGCCAUGUUGUUCUUGGACAGUUUAAAACUUGUGUGAUAUUACUAGGGGGAUAUUUUCUUUUCAAAUCAGAUCCAGGCUUCGUGAGCCUUUGUGGAGCUAUUACAGCGCUUUGUGGAAUGACUGUAUACACAUCCCUAAACCUGAAAAAGCCACAAGACAAUGUGACCAAGCAGGCCUUACCAACACUGAAACCCAAAACCAUUGAUGACCAAGACGUUGUAGUAGAUUCAGAAUCAAGGGAUAGCACAACUGUUGUUUGAACCAAGCAGGCUUACUGAUUUGGUGUAUAGAUAGUUACUAAAGAACGUCUUUUCCAUUUCCUUGGCUGCUGAAUCACACUAGCAUUUCAUCAUAGUUAUACAAAGCCU
This is a messenger RNA of Argentina anserina (silverweed cinquefoil), 1430 nucleotides long. RefSeq lists its product as uncharacterized. NCBI's taxonomy places the organism in Eukaryota, Viridiplantae, Streptophyta, Magnoliopsida, Rosales, Rosaceae. Bases 135 to 1322 code for a protein of 395 amino acids. Gene Ontology annotation, cellular component: Golgi apparatus. Gene Ontology annotation, molecular function: nucleotide-sugar transmembrane transporter activity; antiporter activity. The record is from RefSeq and is a predicted model, not a curated record. The transcript is spliced from 7 exons.